AUGUCUCAGAAUCAACGGGAGGCCUGGGAGCGCGUGCAGCUCAUGCUGCAAAAGCGCAAGGGUAACUUUGGCGGCAUCCCCGGUGGUGGCCGCGGCGGCGGCAUGGGUCUGGCUGGUUUGGUGCUUCUCGGUGUCGGCGCCUGGGCAGUCUCAAAUUCCCUUUUCAACGUCGACGGUGGUCACCGCGCUAUCAAGUACUCGCGACUGAGUGGUGUGAAGAAGGAAAUCUAUAGCGAAGGUACUCAUAUCCGGAUUCCCUGGUUUGAGACCCCUAUCAUCUACGAUGUCCGCGCCAAACCCCGCAACAUUGCCUCCUUGACCGGCACCAAGGAUUUGCAGAUGGUCAACAUCACCUGUCGUGUCCUAUCGAAGCCCCGCAUCGACGCUCUUCCUCAGAUUUACCGAACCCUCGGCCAAGACUUCGACGAACGUGUGCUUCCCUCGAUCGUGAACGAAGUGUUGAAGAGUGUCGUGGCUCAGUUCAACGCUAGCCAGCUGAUCACUCAGCGUGAGAACGUUGCCCGUCUGGUUCGCGAGAACUUGGCUCGCCGCGCUGCGCGCUUCAACAUCGCUCUGGACGAUGUUUCCUUGACUCACCUGACCUUCUCCCCCGAAUUCACCGCUGCUGUCGAGGCUAAGCAAGUCGCCCAGCAGGACGCUCAACGAGCUGCCUUCCUGGUUGACAAGGCUCGCCAAGAGAAGCAGGCUUUCAUUGUCCGCGCACAGGGUGAGGCUCGCUCCGCCGAGCUGAUUGGUGACGCGAUCAAGAAGAGCAAGAGUUAUAUCGAGCUGCGUAAGAUUGAGAAUGCCCGACAGAUUGCCACUAUUAUCCAGGAGAACGGCGGUCGUAACAAGUUGUACCUCGACAAUGAGGGUCUGGGCUUGAACGUCCACGCGUCGACCGAGGAGGGCAAAUAA
This is a messenger RNA of Penicillium maclennaniae, 918 nucleotides long. Its product is annotated as prohibitin subunit PHB2. The record is from RefSeq and is a predicted model, not a curated record. Gene Ontology annotation, cellular component: membrane; mitochondrion. The transcript has 4 exons. The coding region runs from base 1 to 918 and encodes 305 amino acids. NCBI's taxonomy places the organism in Eukaryota, Fungi, Ascomycota, Eurotiomycetes, Eurotiales, Aspergillaceae. Gene Ontology annotation, biological process: mitochondrion organization.